This is a messenger RNA of Culex quinquefasciatus (southern house mosquito), 2586 nucleotides long. Its product is annotated as CRISP/Allergen/PR-1. Gene Ontology annotation, cellular component: extracellular region. The record is from RefSeq and is a predicted model, not a curated record. Bases 561 to 1682 code for a protein of 373 amino acids. Lineage: Eukaryota; Metazoa; Arthropoda; Insecta; Diptera; Culicidae. The transcript has 7 exons.
UAUGUCUACCUGUUAACAUCGCCGCGAUCGCGCAGGUUCUCCGGACUUCUUUUCAUUUUCGUGUCCUCUUCGCGCGAUAUUUCGCUGUUUUGUCGCCGUGUGCCGUGUCUGUCGCGAUCGUAUCGGGUCGGAUCGUGUCCAUUCAACUCUGGCCGGACAAGAGAGAAAGGUGUGUUUUGUGAGUGCGUGUGUCCAACGCAAGGACGAAAGGAAAAAGAUAUUACGGUGCCAAAGUGAAGCAAAGUGUGAUCGAUGAUCGUGGUUCGAAUCUGAGCAACGGCUCGCGCAACCAAGAUUUUUCAUAACUUUGGGGUUUAAUUGACUCCGUGGCGGCUGACGACAUUCCCACCAUCUUAACCUAGACCAAUAAGAAAAAAAAGAAGAAAAACAAGUCAGAAAAAGGCAGUUUUUCGUUCUUAUUUCCCGGAAGAAAGGACCACGUCACGGUGGGAAAAAUAAUCAAAAAAAAAUAGCAGUGAAGAGAGAAGACGGAAAAAAAGUUUCUUAAGUCAUCAAUUAGGGGAGAGUGGCCAAAGCAGAGCAAAAUACCCGGUCAAAAGAUGGUAACGGUAAGCGGUAUCAGGAGCAGACGUAGCAGCAAUGAUAAGAGCACACUGGGCUGGGACCUUUCGGGAGUUACGGGGAUGGCGGUGGUCAUCCUGGUUUGCGGCUUGGUCGGGGAAAGUGUGCAAACUUGCCUUAAUGGAGGAGUCCUGUUGAAAUCCGGACUGGACCCGUCCGAUAAGUAUGAAAUACUGGAGGAGCACAACAAAUUACGCCAGGCCGUGGCACAGGGGCUCAUACCUGGACAACCGGGCGCCGAGAACAUGCUCGAGAUGAGCUGGGACAACGAGCUUGCCAGGAAGGCACAAGAGUGGGCCGACCAGUGUAUAUUCAAACAUGAUCCCAAAAAGCGAUUAGCCCGAUUCACGAUGGGGCAAAACCUGGCGCUGAUAUGGAGCAGUGCCACCCUGGAAGACGAUAGGGACAGUGACUUUGCCGGGAGGAUACGGAAGUGGUUCGACGAGGUGAAGAAGUACUCGUACGGGGCGAAAUUUUCGCUGGCUACCGGACAUUACAUGCAGCUCGUGUGGGCCGACACAUUCCUAAUUGGCUGUGGCUAUUCGUACUACUACUUGGGCAAUAAGUACAGCAAAUUGUACGUCUGCAACUACGGUCCGGCUGGUAACGUCCAAGGUCAACAGCCGUACAUCACCGGACGGCCGGCGUGUGAACAUCACGGCCUGCACAAAUCUCACACCUAUCCGGGGUUGUGUUCCGCCCCAGCAGAUCCUUCCUCCACCCAUCAUCACGACAAUGUGAUUCCUCAGAAUUAUUAUUCUUAUCAAGCCUCAUCAAAUAGUCAUGAGAAUCAACACUACACCUCGGCCUCGUCCGCUCCGGUGGCCGUCUACACGACAGCCCCGGUCACUACGGUGCAGCACCAGCAACCCUACGACAAUCAUAUCUUGUACAACCUUGUAUUUGAUCAACACAAACAUCAGCAGCAGCAGCAGCAGCAGCAGCAGCAUCAUUAUCAGACGACACAGCAUCAGCAAACAACGUACCAUCACCUGCCGGUGUCAUCUCCGACCUCCACCGCCAUCUUCAGGCCCAGCAACAUCUUCAAGUCACCGUUGCUGUCCUACCGGUGGGAUUUGCUGUUCAAUUUCCUGCACUAGAGACCAGAACGACUUCCUCCGUCAGGCCAGCAGAAGAGAUUUGCCAUGGAAGCAAAAGAAAAGGGUUAAGGAGAUUACCGGGGAAGCAUCUUUUCCCACCGAAAAUUGUCUGUGUCCACUUUUUAAUGCUAGUCUUGAAACUCACUCAACCUUCUAGACCGUGCUGGACGUGUGCUCAUCACAGCACAGAGUGGAUUUUCCCUCGUAGAUAAUACAAAAAAAGAUGAAAGUGAUAGCCCUUGAGAGAAGUUCAGAGAAGGGGUUUCCGGAGCAGAUUUUUCUGCUAAACGGAGGUCAGUGAUGUAGUUCCUGAAUGGACAAACGAAUGAUUAGAUAUACCAAUCUUGGGUCAGAUAUUCAUCAGACGAACCUUUGAUUCAUGAAACAAUUUCGUGUUCUGUUUACCUUUUUGUACAACACUUGGGAUGAAUCUGUUAAAUCUAAAUAUUUAAAACAAAACAUGUUAAAUCAAGCAAACUUAAACUGAACCAAAAAUUCAAAAAAAAAAAAAUCGGCAAAAUGGAUCGUGCCCAAAAUACUGCUUAACUCAACCCCGGUAGUUGGUCACUUUUUCGUUUGACACUUUUUAGUUUGUGACAACAAUUGGUGUCAAACCUACGGGGUUUGAGUGUAUAUUGAGGAUUCUACUUAAAACCAUAAAACUCGAUUUCAAUACCCGAAUAUAUAACGAAAACCAUAUUUUUGGAAGUUCUAACCAAAUCUCGGGAAAGUAAACAUAAUGGACAGCUAAACAGAGCUUGUUUGUUAUUGUUAACAUUUCAUGCACAACGAAACGCGUUUUUCUCGAAACGUCAAAAAAGACUUAUGCGACAAGAUAGCAAAAGCGACGAUUUGUUCAUAAAAGAAAUCAAGCAAAACAAUGUAAAAGGACCGAAGCCGAAGU